Messenger RNA from Alternaria rosae, 864 nucleotides. RefSeq lists its product as uncharacterized. The transcript has a single exon. The record is from RefSeq and is a predicted model, not a curated record. NCBI's taxonomy places the organism in Eukaryota, Fungi, Ascomycota, Dothideomycetes, Pleosporales, Pleosporaceae. Bases 144 to 731 code for a protein of 195 amino acids.
UUUGUGGAGAGAGACUGUUCGUCUCCUCCUCUUCUUUUUGUUUUCUUUUCGCGGCCUGAACUUUACCCCCUUGUCUUUUAAUUUUACCGCCAUCGUUGUUACGCCGUGUUCUUGUUCUGCUGCCAGGUGUCUUGUCGUCUGCAAUGGCGCCUGACUCUCACAGCGCCCACAUGGCCAAUGGCACCCACAUGUGUGCCAACUGCGCGCGCAGCAAAGAUGGACCUACCCCCACUCAACGUUCGUACGACAACGACAACAAUAUCCACGACGGCGAUUCCUACAUUCAGCAAAGCAUCGAACAACCCAACCCACCCACGACCAACAUGGUCAAUGCCUCCCACUCCGGUCCCUACAGAAUCUACAUCGUGACCGAUACCUGUUACCCCACGGCCGAUAGCUUCCAGAACAACGUCGGUACCACGCACAUCACGUCUGUGCAUUCCACGAAAGCGGCAGCCAACAGCCGAGCCAAGAAGAUCAUCUACGAGAACGACGGCGAGUGUACGGUCGAUCUUGACAAGAUCAUCGAGGAAGUGAAGAAAGGAUUAUACAUUGGGAUAGGAGUUGGUGGCAAGGACGAAAAAAGUGGCAGCUGCUUCGCGCGGAAGUGUGAGGUGGAGGGCAAGAUCGUGGACGAAGACAGCGAUAGCGAGGAGACGAGCGGCGAAAGUGGCGAGAGCGAUCUUGUGGAUGGCAUGGGGGAGGCAGACGGCGAUGUGGAGAUGGGCUGAUGAGAGGAAUAGAACGAUACAAACUGCAAACCCAAGAAGCCGCGGCAAACAUGGGUAGGGACCAGGAUCUGCUGUCGACACGCACACGAAGGCAUGGAAUGCAGAAUCAAGAACGGCUCAAGGAGCUGAGAAA